AUGAAUUUUCCCUUGGACAGUGAGGAUCCAGCUAUACUUCAAUUGCACGAUUGGGACCUGUCUGAGACCCGAAUUGGGCUUUCGGACUUUCGUGAAGCUUUUAUUUCUCCUACAAGAGAGAUACUGCUUUUGCAUUCUCAUGAAAGAGAAGCUCUUUUACUUCCUCUGGGUAAAGGAGAGUUCCAUUCUGGUGGUGCUGAAGGGCACAAUGAUUCCAAUAAACACAAUCCAGCUUCAUCUAAUGUUUGCUUGGAGGCAUCUACUAGGCCUAGUAGUUCGGGUUUGGGGAAUGAUUCACCUUGCACUACAGGGUCAGAUAUUGAUACUGAUUUUACUGGAAUUAAAUUUUCAAGGUCCAAUAGUUACCCAUACAUUAGUGAUGUGAACUCGUUGGCCUGGGCACGUUGUGAGGACAGCUAUGAUCAGCACAAUGAUGUUUCAUUUAGAGAAGUUCUAUUUGUUUCUGGAAGAUGUGGGGUAACAGUCCAUGCUUUUCCCAAACUAACUAAAACCAAUGCAAUAGAUAACGCCAUGUUAGAGGGUAAAUUUAAGCAUGGAAGGUGGGUGGAAUGGGGCCCCAUUGCUACAUUAUCUUCCAACAUUAGUCAUGGAGUCUCUGGAGGUGAGAAUGUAAAUUUGAGUGGUGGAGAUGGUGGAGUUCAACUGUUAAGUGACUCUGCUACUAAGAGAUACUUGGAGUCAUUUUUCACAAAAGUUGAAACUAUUGCAUCUGACGGUAUUCUACGGACCAAAUUCCCUGAGAAUGAUGGAUUUCCUUGCUCGACGAAAGUGGUUUCUUUUAGCAUGUUUGAUGGCACUCUAUCUUUGGACCAUCUCCUCAGAGAAAAAUCAGUCCAAGGCAAGGAGAAUGGGCAGGAACCAGCUGAUUCAGUAAAAGACGAUUCAGAUAUUAAGCUUGAUUUUUUUUCCAGUGUAUUUGGUAUUGUGGUUAAUGGGUUCUAUGAAUGCCCCAAAGUGUUCUCAAGUGCUUCAAAUUGCUUGGUAGGAUUUCAUUUUACAUUAAUGCAUCACGUGUCUGUGAAUAUUAGUGAUGCAAAUCAAAGAUGCAGGAACAGAAAUUUACUACUUGUUGCCAAAUUAGAUAGUUGGGGUAUUCAGUGGGUUUCAAUGGUGAAGCUUGAUGAAAGAAUAAACAUUGUCCAGGCAGUUGAGUGGAUGGAUUUCGAAUUUUCUGAUAAUCUUCUUGUCUGUCUUAAUUCUUCUGGAUUGAUUGUUCUCUAUUCUGCAAUGUCCGGUGAAUAUGUGACACACUUAAAUGUUUUACAGACAUUUGGACUUAACCCUCAUUUUGAUUUGCAAGGGUUAGAGAAUUUGUAUUCAAAUGAUGAUGUAUAUGCAAAACAGGAGUGUGGCAUUAAGGAUAACAUGUCUGAUCAGAACAGUAAUUCUUUUAAGAGAUCAUUCAAGAGGUUAGUUGUAGCUUCACAUACCUCCCUGUUAGCCGUGGUUGAUGAAUAUGGCUUGAUCUAUGUGAUACCGUUAGGGGAAUAUAUUCUUGACAAAAAUUACUCUUCAGAGAAGUUGCUUCCAUACUGUCAUCAAUUUGGGUUGGGAAUGUUAGUUGGCUGGGGAGUUGGUGGUUCUGAUAUAGAUCGCCAAGCAGUAUACUCCAAUUUAUCUGUAUGUUUUCAAUCAAGUGAUUUAAACAUAAAAUGUGGAAGUUUUGCAUCCUCUGACAAAGCUGUGGCAGAUAAUUCACUCCAGAAUAUUAAUGGCUGUGCAUUCAAACAAAAGGGGGAUUUGUAUGGUAACAAAUUUCAUGGUUAUGAUGUCAAGUCACCUGUUAUGAGAAAGAUACUCAUUCCCAAUUUUAGAGUCUGUGAGGAUGAUUCAAUUUGUUUUUCUUCUUGGGGAAUUACCAUUUUCUCUAAAAAGAAGUGUGGAAAGAAUCCGAAUGGUUCUCAACUUAUCCAUUUUAAUCUGCAAUUGAAGUCAGAAGUCCAUGAUGACAAUUUCAUAGACAGUGUAUACGAUGUAUACCACUUUGAUGGAAAUGAUGUUGCUGGCGAAGCAAUUGGUUGCACAUUCCAAGGUUGUUUUUAUAUUGUGAGAGAAGGUGGUGUAUCAGUAUAUAUACCCUCCAUUUCAAUUUUAUCAAAUUUUCUUCCUGUUGAGUAUAUUGGUUAUGGCCAAUCAAGUAAGGAUUUAGGGAUUUCAGUUCUACUUAAAGACAAUCUAGAAAUAAAAGAACCAGCCAAAAGGUUUUCUCCUUGGAAAGCUGAAAUUUUGGACAGAGUUCUUCUGUAUGAAGGCACUGAAGUGGCAGAUCAAUUGUGUUUGAAAAAUGGUAAGUGUUACACAGCAAAAUAA
This is a messenger RNA of Sphenostylis stenocarpa, 2331 nucleotides long. The record is from the annotation of a GenBank genome assembly. NCBI's taxonomy places the organism in Eukaryota, Viridiplantae, Streptophyta, Magnoliopsida, Fabales, Fabaceae.